Molecule: messenger RNA, 585 nt
Organism: Coccinella septempunctata (seven-spotted ladybird)
Lineage: Eukaryota; Metazoa; Arthropoda; Insecta; Coleoptera; Coccinellidae
Product: 60S ribosomal protein L28-like
Exons: 4
Coding region: 144-554 (136 amino acids)
Biological process (GO): translation
Cellular component (GO): cytosolic large ribosomal subunit; ribosome
Molecular function (GO): structural constituent of ribosome
Source: RefSeq, a predicted model, not a curated record
CGCCAGACGGGCACAUAAUAAGGAAAAAAAAAAGAAGAAGAAUUCAGCUACUUUUUCUCUAUGUAUUUAUUAUUCUGUGACUAACUACUCGACACCGCCAUUCUCUUUUCUCUGAACACCUUGUUGAGAAAGUUUUGGUUAAGAUGUCGUCUCACCUAGUUUGGAGUAUUAUCAGGAAUAAUAAUGCCUUUUUGUUGAAAAAAAGGAACAUAAGCAAACCCUUCAGCACAGAACCCAAUAACCUCACCAACUUGAGCUCGUACAGGUAUAAUGGCCUAGUUCACAAAAAAACAGUUGGUAUUGUUGAUGGACCUGACAAAAAAGGAUUCACCUUAGUCUACAAGAGGCCCAAAAAACAGAAUAAACCUAAAGAAUGUACCAUGAAAACCACAUUCAAAUCUGGACCAAGAAGAUCCCUCUUUAAACUGAAACGUCUGAUGAAGAAUGAAAAAUACAGGACCGAUUUGACCAAGGUAGCAUUACGCAGAGCCAGUGCUGUCUUGAGGUCGCAAAAACCCAAACGUGGAAAACAACCCAAGAAAGCACAAGAAUAACUUUUGUUAAAAUAAAUAAAAAUCCAAUUUA